This is a messenger RNA of Procambarus clarkii (red swamp crayfish), 429 nucleotides long. The record is from RefSeq and is a predicted model, not a curated record. Lineage: Eukaryota; Metazoa; Arthropoda; Malacostraca; Decapoda; Cambaridae.
AUGACUCUAGGACGUGCCAAUGGGCAACCCCCGUGCCCAUUCUGUUCACCGGGGGCCCCUGAGGGUUCGUACGUGUCUGCCGAUGUUAGGACGGCGGCGUUUGAAAGUUGUAACAAAUCAAGAGAACAGGGCGGACCCUCAGGGGCCCCUCAGGUACCCCGGAACCCUCAGGCACCCCCCGGGACCCUCAGGAACUCCCCAGGGACCCUCAGGGACCCCCAGGACCCUCAGGUACCCCCCAGGGACCCUCAGGGACCUCCCCGGACCCCCCAGAGACUCUCAGAGACCCUGAGGGACCUCCCGGGAGCCUCAGGGACCCUCACGGACCUUCAGGGAUCCCCCAGGGACCCUCAAAGACCCGUAAAGAGCUUAGGUCCCUCGUGUCAAAUACGGCGACAGUUGCGGUUUUUCUUCCUGUUGUGGGCGUAG